Molecule: messenger RNA, 3035 nt
Organism: Solanum tuberosum (potato)
Lineage: Eukaryota; Viridiplantae; Streptophyta; Magnoliopsida; Solanales; Solanaceae
Exons: 3
Coding region: 1646-2824 (392 amino acids)
Source: RefSeq, a predicted model, not a curated record
AUUUUUACUAUAUAAAGAAGUUAAGAUAAUUCAAUCUAACAUUGUCAUUUGGUUUGCCACACAAAAAAAAAGAAAUAUAAUCCCGUCAUAAAGCUUCUCAUAUUACGUUUAGUUUGUAUCAUAAUUCACUAGGCAAACUUUGUUAAGUUAAAAUAAACUUUUGAUGUUUCGGAUGUAAAACUAUAAAAUAACUACUCAAUACUCCAAAGUUCGAGUUGUAAUCACGAUAUAUAAUAACUUGAAAAAAAUACAACGAAAUUACACUUUGUAUCACUUUUACAACUUCUGUGGUCCUUUUAGUUAUUUUUCCUUUUAGGGCCACAAUGCUCUCCUCUCAUGUCUCAGAAAGAAAAAAGAAAAAAAGAUUAAUCAAAUUCCUAGAAGGAGCAUAGGUUAAUUUUUGUAGCUUUGUUUUGCCUCAGCUAAAUUUUUGGCUGUUCACUUCCACCCCAAGAUUGAAGUGUUGAAAAACCAAGUUUAGUUGUGUUCUCUCAAUCCAAAAGGUUCAAUUUUUAAUUCAAAAUCAUGAUACAGAGUUGUGGGGCUGCCGUUUUGUUGGCUUACUGCUAUGGAAAAUGGUCAUUCCAAGAUGCUGAAAGGCAGCUUAUUAUAGAGGAUAGUCCUUUGCCCUUUAGACAUAUUUCCACUAGUAUAUCAACUUUCGAUUCUUGCUUUGAAAUGAGGGUAGGCACCGGAGAAAAUAUGCAAGUGAUGAUGAGAAAAUCUAGUAGUUCGGGAGAAAAUUCUUAGGCAUAAUGUAUGUGGAGAGAUGAGUAGGAGUUGGUACAUUAGCUAUGUUGGGUAUGUUGUUGUAUUUUGAAGAAUCCACUCAUUCUUACAGUUUUGAUAUUUGUAUGCAGAAGCAAAUUAAAUUUUCCCUGUGACAUGGGACGACAGCAGAUAAGAUGGAAGAGAAGACGGUGAGACUUCUAGUUUCCACUGUUUCAUACAUUGGAGAGGAUGUUGCUUAGGAAUUGAGCUGUGUUGGAAUUAACCCAAAAAAUAGAAUUGGAAGACUGUUUCAAAGGCCAUGUCUUAGAUAGGUUGUAAAAGAUGUGAAACACUUGGUGUCUAACUGAUAUCUUGGGAUAGGUAUUUCUUGUGAAGUUGCUGAACAUCCACCUCUUUGGACUUGGCCGAGUCUUCUGAUAAAUCUAUACAAAGAUUUUGAGCUCAAAAUAGUUGUUUCUCCAGGAACUAUUUUUAGAUUGUACCUAUACCAUGUAUUGACUCUUCAGUGAUUGUUGCAGUUGGUUUGUGGCAAAGUAUUUGACCUUCCUGUAGUCCUCAUGACCUUGAAAGUUGCUAGGCUGGACUGUUAAAAGCAAUGCACCAGAUAUAGUCAUCACUAGAUAAAGAUUCUAAUAUGACAUGGUUGUCCUAAAAGAGGAAGGAACAAGCGGAAGCACGUGAAUUUAUGACCCUCCCUGCUUAAACUAGAGAAAACAUGCCCAUUACCCUGUGGAGAAGCAACAAUGUGACUCUGAAGGCCAACCAGAUUGAGUAUUUGCAUCUCUGAAGGCUGAGAUAGGAAAGUGAUGCAUGAGGCUUGAACCAUAAGUUCUGACAUUAGAAACCGGUUAACAAGAAGUCAAUGCUUAUUCAAGUGAACUGAUUAAGUGGACCGCUGGAUUUGUUCAGAUCAAUGCAAGUUAAUCACCAUCUAGCUGGUUACCCUAACCAGAGUCCAGUGGUUCUUAUGCAGCAUGCUCCACAAGCAAUGUCCUUUGGUGUAAGCAACAUGGAAGACACCCCCCAAGAAAUGCAGUUGCUUGGUGCUGUCAGACUCAAUAGAGUUGAGAUGCCUGAAGCGUAUCAUGAGGGUUUGAAUGAUGUAAGAGAAGUCUCUGGACAUACUGAAGGGAAGCAGCCAGUGUAUCAGCGUAUGAAAUGGUCAGAUGACAUGGUUAAGCUUUUGAUUACUGCUCUUUCUUACAUCGGAGAAGAUGCUUUGAACAAUGGAGUUCUUGUCAAGAAGGGUAAAUGGAGGGCCAUUUCCUGUGUUAUGUCUGAAAGAGGUUAUCGUGUGUCGCCUCAGCAAUGUGAGGAUAAGUUUAAUGAUCUGAACAAAAAAUUCAGGAGACUGAAUGAUAUACUUGGGAGAGGUACUGCAUGUAAUGUUGUGGAGAACCCUGUGCUUCUGGAAAGGAUGGACCUACCUUAUGAUUUGAAAGAGGAAAUGAACAAGAUUUUAGGUAGCAGACAAUUGUUCUAUGAAGAAAUGUGCUCAUACAACAAUCGGAAUAGAUUAUUCCUUCCCCAUGAUCCAGUGGUUCAGCAAUCUGUGUUUUGGGCUGUGAGAGGUAAAUACAAAUAUGAAACUGGAAGCAUGUCGCAGGAUUUGCCUUUGAAGAGGAAGAUAGGAGGAGAAGAAAGAGUUUCUAAUAUGGCCUGUGCAUCUUUGGACCGUACCACUACAGCAGAUCCAAAUUUGGUGCAGCAUAUGCCUGCAAAAAGGAAAGCAGGAGGUGAAGAAAGAAAUAUGCAUAUGGCCCGUUUAUCUCUGAACGGUACCACCACAUUAGAUCCAGAUCCAAAUAUGCUUUAUCCUAAUAGCAAUGGGAUUCACUUCUCUUUGAACAAUAAGGAGAAAAAAAUGCAGGAUGAGCAUAUUCUCCAUCGCUUACAACAAUUGGAAGAACAAAAGCUACAGAUUCAGGCCCAAUUUCUGGAAUUGGAGAAGCAGAGGGUCAACUUGGAGAUUUCCUGCAGUGAAGAAGACAUGGAGUUACAAAAGAUGCAGCUGGAUAAUAAGGUUAUCAAGCUUGAGAAUCAGCAACUGAUGCUUGAACUCAAACGUGGUGGAAAGCAGCAUUUUGUCUGAAUCACGUACCAGUGUUGCAGUUUGUGGUCUGUACUUUUCUGUCUUGAAGUACCUUCUUUUAAACUUUCAAUGUGUAUUUUCUCUUUUUGUUCAUGUUUACUAUCUUUUGGUGUAGUAUGUGCAAACUUUUAAUCUAGUCUUGUUCGGCCUUAUGACUGUACCAUUACUCUAUUGGCACUAAUUCGGGCUACUUUAUUUAUGAUGUGUUUGA